Molecule: messenger RNA, 711 nt
Organism: Pristis pectinata (smalltooth sawfish)
Lineage: Eukaryota; Metazoa; Chordata; Chondrichthyes; Rhinopristiformes; Pristidae
Gene: bsx
Product: brain-specific homeobox
Exons: 3
Coding region: 1-711 (236 amino acids)
Biological process (GO): regulation of DNA-templated transcription
Molecular function (GO): DNA binding; DNA-binding transcription factor activity, RNA polymerase II-specific
Source: RefSeq, a predicted model, not a curated record
AUGAACCUGAAUUUUACGUCCCCGAUUCACCAGGUUUCUGCCCAGCGGCCAACGUCUUUCUUCAUCGAAGAUAUUUUACUGCACAAACCCAAGCCCGUGAGAGAAGCCCCUCCCGUUUCUUAUGCCAGUUCCUUGGCAUCCCGUGUCCCUCUGCUAGAAUAUGGAUACCCUAUAAUGCCAACUCCGACGAUACUGGCACCGCAUCCUCAUCACCCACUCCACAAGCCGGAGCAUCAUCACCCUUACUUUCUCACGUCGCCUGGGAUGCACGUGCCGGCUCUCUUCCAACAUCCGCCUGAACUCCCAGGGAAACACUGCAGGCGGCGGAAAGCCCGGACCGUCUUCUCGGACUCUCAGCUCUCGGGGCUGGAGAAGCGCUUCGAGAUCCAGCGCUAUCUGUCAACCCCAGAGAGGGUGGAACUGGCGUCGGCACUGAGUCUCUCGGAGACCCAGGUUAAAACAUGGUUCCAGAAUAGAAGAAUGAAGCAUAAAAAGCAGUUAAGAAAGUCUCGGGAUGAUCACGGUCAGAAAAACUCACCCACCGACGACCAGCGCCUCGAUUCCAGCGUCAGUGAGACGGAAAUAAACCCGAAAAAUUCCAUAGAGAUAAAGUCUUUAAGCAGCCAGAACACCUUCCUGUUAGAGGGCCACGAAGAUGAUGUGGAUAUUAUUGAAGACGAUGAUAUUUGCUCUGCUGAACAUAUACCGUAA